Molecule: messenger RNA, 10413 nt
Organism: Carcharodon carcharias (great white shark)
Lineage: Eukaryota; Metazoa; Chordata; Chondrichthyes; Lamniformes; Lamnidae
Gene: cep192
Product: centrosomal protein 192
Exons: 56
Coding region: 102-9995 (3297 amino acids)
Biological process (GO): centrosome duplication; centriole replication; protein localization to centrosome
Cellular component (GO): cytoplasm; pericentriolar material; centriole
Molecular function (GO): protein kinase binding
Source: RefSeq, a predicted model, not a curated record
UACGGGCGGAGCGGGAGGCGCCAAAGAUUCGUCUCCCUGUCUGAUCCCAGCACAGGCCCGUGUGUUUCCGCCCUGACUUUGCUGCAGAACCGGUCGGGGAGAUGUUCGUGGCGCGGAGCAUCGCGGCCGAUCACAAGGACCUGAUCCACGAUGUUUCCUUCGACUUCCACGGGCGGAGGAUGGCGACCUGCUCUAGCGAUCAGAGUGUGAAGGUGUGGGACAAAGGUGAAACUGGGGAGUGGAACUGCACAGCAAGCUGGAAGACACACAGUGGCUCAGUAUGGCGAGUGACAUGGGCCCACCCUGAAUUUGGACAAGUGUUAGCCUCCUGCUCCUUCGAUCGGACAGCAGCUGUGUGGGAGGAGAUAGUGGGAGAAUCUAAUGAUAAACUACGGGGACAGAGCCAUUGGGUGAAGAGGACUACACUAGUGGACAGCAGGACGUCGGUGACUGAUGUAAAAUUUGCUCCGAAACACAUGGGUUUGGUUCUAGCCACCUGUUCUGCAGAUGGUGUUGUGCGAAUAUAUGAGGCCCCAGACGUCAUGAACCUCAGUCAGUGGUCAUUGCAACAUGAGAUCUCGGGCAAAUUGAGCUGUAGCUGUAUUUCCUGGAACCCUUCAAGUUCCCGUUCUCAUCCCGCUAUGAUAGCAGUGGGAAGCGAUGACAGCAGCACAAACUUAGGCGGGAAAGUUCAAAUUUAUGAAUACAAUGAAAACACCAGGAAGUAUGCAAAAGCAGAAACCCUAAUUACGGUCACCGAUCCUGUGCAUGAUAUUGCAUUUGCUCCAAACCUUGGAAGAUCUUUCCAUAUCCUUGCAGUAGCAAAUAAAGAUGUUCGAAUUUUCACACUAAAACCCUUAAGAAAAGAAUUAAGUGGUUCAGGAGGGCCAACAAAAUUUGAAAUCCAGACAGUGGCCCAGUUUGAUAAUCACAAUUCCCAGGUAUGGCGUGUGAGCUGGAACAUCACUGGUACAGUAUUGGCGUCCUCUGGAGAUGAUGGAUGUGUCAGAUUAUGGAAAGCUAAUUAUAUGGACAAUUGGAAAUGUACUGGCAUAUUGAAAGGAGAUGGAAGUCCUGUAAAUAAUGCCUUACUCCAACAGCAAGUGGGAAUUCUUAAUCCUUCCACAGUAUUUAGCAAUUCAACCUCACAGAAUACACUUAAUGGAAUGUCUUCUGGAGGAAGGUAUUUCUUUCCCCCUUCGGACCAUGCUCGGGCUGGAUCAAGAUGGUCCAGUUAUGCCCAGUUUCUUCCUCUUCCUCCUCCUCCUCUUCUUCCUAUGGCAGAACAGUCUUGUGAUGCUGAUACAACUCACCUUCAGUAUUGUAACCCUCACAGUCGUUACUCCUGCAGAACUCUCAAUUCCUUGCCAGAGAAUGAGGGGCAGCUACUUGCAUUUAACAUGACUGUUCCAAGAUGCUUCAGAGGAUGUCAAGCCCAAAAAUGGGAUUGUAAGAGACUCUCGGGGUCACUUGGCUCCUGCCUUGGUCCAAAUGUGGACAAAAGAGUUGAACUGGUGAGAUCAAAUGUCUGUAACGUAAUGGAAAGUGUCAGAAAUCUUGAGGAUGAAACAUUUCCAAGCUUUCUGUUGCAGUCUGUGAGAGGCAAUAGCAGUGAAAUGCUGGAAAAUGUCACAGUUUCUUCAAAUUUUGGACUCCCUGUGGCAGCGUCAACAGUUGCUAAAAAUAAAUCUGAUUCCAGCAACAGAAUUCCAGAUAUUCAAACUUCAUACUUGGAAGAAGGAAGGUUUUCCAGAGCGGAGACACAUCCAUCUGAUGUUUCGAAUUCUGAAACCUGUAAAAUAUUUGCACUUAGUUUUAAAGAUGAACUAGAACAUGUUGAUGACUUCCUUGAUGCUCACUGUAUUCCUGAUGUCACGGAAAAGCACUUGGAUGAAUUUAGUUCUUCCUCAGAAGUAAAUCCACAACAUGCAUUAUCAGGGAAAUAUAACAAUAGACAAGAUGCCAAAUUUGGAUUAUUGUCUGUUGGUAAACUAAAUGAGACUCCUCCUGGGUUGGAUAGUUUGACUGACAGCACUAACAAUAAAGCAAAUAAGGUUGAUGGCACAAAGGAAUCUGGGAACUCCCCUACUCUCAAACGAACAGAUGAGGAUUUGGGCACAAGACGAUACAGUGACAGUCUAGCUAGUUUUUUAGAAGAUGAAAGGCUGUUGUCAUUGGCAAGCUUGGAAGACCAGUCCACAGAUGAUGAGUUUGAUGCUGAGGCAUUUCGGGAUGAUAGACUGGAAGCUUAUUUCAAACAGUUGGUCCCGCCAGGAAUGCAAAGAGGUCACACUGAAGGACAAGAACUCCCUGAAGUCCAUGCUGCACUUCAAGAAACCAGAUGGCACCAGAUGCCUCCUGUUCGACAAGCAGCCACUGGAAUGGAUUCCGCACCAUCAAGUGGUGCGGAUACAGAAGAUGAAUUGGAGGCUGUCCAGCAACAGAGUGCUUUGCAAGGACAAUUGCUGUUGUCCAGUUCAACAAGGCAAUUGCUUGGAGAGAGCAAUCAUCCCAGCUUUAGGCCAGGAUUGGAAGGUGGUAGCUCUGAUGAGUCCAUUGGACCACUUGAUGAACUAAAUGACAUUGGAUUUGAAUUCAGAAGAUCAGCAGAGGGUCAGGUCAUAAACUCACCAGUUGUAGGUGGUGGAGGGGAUGGUAGCAGUGGGAAUGAAGAAGAUGGAAAUGUCGGUGUGUCAGCUAUUCCUUCUGAUUCUACAACCCAUGAUGAUCGGUGGGGAUGUGAAAUAGUGGACAGAAAUAUAGCUGGAGAAGAAGAUAACAAUAUUAGUACAGCAACUGUUCCCUCUAAUACUGCAACAUACGAUAAUUUGCGAGGCUUCAGAAUAGUGGAUAGGAAUGUUGCUGGCCAAGAUCAAGCACAUGGUACACUUUCAUUAAAUGGGAAUAAGGAAUUUAUUGUUGGUCAGAAUGAGACAGAGGGUCGUUUAGGCCCAGUAGGCAAUGGAAAAGUUAUUACCACUGUUCCUGGAACAGCUCUUAAUUUAUCCUCCAGAAGAAGUUCAACUCAUCAUCAGGAAGCUUCAAAUGCUAUGAAUACCAAUGAAAUGAAGCUGGAUUCUGCAUAUUUUCGCACUGUGGGAGGCAAUAUUACCACAGAUGAUCAGUUACUUUUUGCUGUCCAAGACUCACCUUUUCAUCUUUCUCAGAUCACCUGCUCACCUUGUGAUAAUGACGACUUGGGUCUUGGAGGUGGACCUUGUGGAGACAUUACAAUAGGCCAGUCAGCAGGUACAGGAAGUUGUGAUGAUGCUGAUUGGACCUUAUGUGCUGAUUCAGGCCCACCUCUUGCUGCUGCCUACUUAUCACCUGUGUAUCCAGAUGAAAGUGCAAUUGAGACAUGGCAAGAUUCCUCAAAAAACUCUCAGUUUCGUAAACAGCAGAAAGCUGAGUGGAGCACUGGAUGCUCCCAAUGGGAUAGUGGAGAAGGGGAGAGACCUAGUGUGGUUUACCAAAAUGAAGAAGGAAACUGGGUGACAGAUCUAGCUUAUUAUUAUUCAUUGGAUAAAGAACAGGAUCAGUUCAAUUUGCCAACCGAUCUAGCCAAUAGUAUUCAAGAAGAAGAAUUCGUUACUGGCAAUAAAGCUGCUGCAUUGAUUAAAGAAGAUCAAAAGGAGUUUGAGGAAAAACACCCAUUUCUUCAGGAGGAUAAAAUGGACACGACAGUUACAAAUGGAGCAUGUGGAAGUGAUUCAUGGCAGCUGCCAGCUAAUAGCUGCUUGAUAUUGAGAGCAUCUCAGGCAGGAUCUGACUUUAUGCAAGGCAGUCAGAGUUAUCUUCGCCUCACUCUGGGAGAAUUCUUUGGUGAAAGAUCAGAGGCUCUUGGAUGUCUUGGAGAACAAAACAGUAGCAUAAAACGGCCUUCAUUUGGAUAUUCCAUAACGUCACCAGAACACCGAGCACCUGUUCCUUUAUUUGAACCUAAUUUGUCACAAGUCCACAAUGAAACCAGUAAGCUUUGCCGUGAUGAUGCACUUUAUUCAGGAGUUUGUUUUUAUGCAGCUGACCUGAAGAAAAUGGACCAAGAAAUUCCUACAGAAUUUUCAACUACGUUUCUAAUUAAUAAGCUGACUGAAAAUGACAAAUUUCAAACCAAGGAAUCAAAUUCAGAUAUUCACAUGAAUGAAUGUGGGAGUAUGAAACUUUUGAGUUCACAUGCGAAAGCUGAAGAACCUAAAUUAGUCAAUGGCACAGAUUCCUUCUUGAGCAUAAGUGCAAUUGCUUCUGCUAUAGCUGAUGCGUCAGUGAGUGCUGACCCUGCUCAGCUAGCUACAAUGAUUUUGGAGCUUUCUAAUAAGAACAGGAAGAAAAUUGAGCACGCAACAACUAGCAGCAAACCAAGUGUGCAGCUGCACGACCAGGAAAGCAACAUGAAGGAUUUGUGUGUUCUUGUGGAGAAGAAUUGUGAAAGACCUGAGACCAGUGAAAGUGAAGUCCUGAAAUCUGAAUUUAAACCAUUAUCAGAAUCUGUUUCUGCUUACAGUUUAGAUUCUGUUGUUUCAUCUGAAAAUUCCAGAAAUCCUCACAGCACGUCAAGUUCAUUUUCAGAGCAAUCUAUCUCAAGUAGAACCAGCAAGCAGGAACAUAAGGAAACAAUAUAUUCAAAAGAAGAGUUGGGCCAAUUUAAUGCUAUUGAAACACGAAAUGUAACUCAGUCAGAUGAAACUUGUCUGUCAGUCAAAUUAGUUGAGGGUAAGAGCAGAUCACAUAGUCAGAAUGAUCACACAAAAACUUUUGUACUUGAGAAGAGCAAAUUUCCUGGCCCCAAACAUGGUGGAAGUCAAGUUAUCGAUGUCAAAUUAAUGACAAAAGAAGAAUUUUUUGAUAACCAAGGUACGUCAGUUGGAAGUACACUCACUGAUGUGCCAAAGUUAACUGGCACUGUUAAAUCAGUGGAGAAACAUGGUGAAUCUUUUUUAACUGUUUCUUCUACACAGAAUGUUUGUCUGGUGGAUAAUGAACCAAACUUGGAUAAAACUCUUUGUAAAACAAAGAAUGAAAGUGGAACAGAGAUAUUGCAAAAAGAUGUUGAGGAAGGGUCUUCAGAAACAUUAUCUGAUGACAGAAUAUUUAAGACAGAACAGAAAAACAUGAAGGUCACUGUUUCUUCACAACCCACUGCUGUUCAAGGUGUGGCAAUGAAUAAUUCCAGUUUGCAUUGUCCAAAAAUGCAUACUAUUGAGCAAAGAUUUAGAAAAUCAAAGAGCGAUACAAUAUGUGAAGAUGACAAAGCAAUACACAUAAUUUCAAAGCCACAAGUGGGAAGAGAUGAACCAGAAAGCUCAGAUCCCCAUGACCAAGUGAGAGUCAGCUUUGAACAAUCAAAUCAUGACCCAACUGCACCAAAAAACAAUGAAACUGAUCAUUGUUCUGUGGCAGAUCAGGUAAACUUGAGGCCAUUGACUCAUUCUUCACCAAGCCAAGUAACAGAUUUACAAACUGCCACAAGCAGUUCUUUCUCAUUGACAUACUCCAACCCAAACCUUAGCAGACUGAGCUAUAUCUCUGGUGUUGACACAACACUGCAAAACAGCACAGCCAUUGAUGGUCCAGCGAAUGCUAAGAAUGACAAAACCAUCGAGCUAAGCACUACAAUUAUUCGAUCAAGUCCCACUCCAACGCCAGAUCAAACUCUAGUUAAUCCAAGUGAAUUGACAAUUUCAAGCUCGUUGGAGGAACAUACAGAUGAUUCUUGCAAUCCUCGCUCACAGCCAAGACAAUCGGGUUGUGAUAAACAGCAAAGCCACGAAUGCAAAAGUUCUGUGGAUAAAGCUGAAGAUGGAUGUCAUUCACAAAUAGCUGACAUAUCUUCUCCACAGUCUGAGGAAGCAAAAAUACUACAAUCAAGUAAUCAGCAAUUGGAUGCUUUUCCUCCUGCAGCAUCAGGCAAGCCAAUGGCGUAUGAAGAAUCAUCUACAAUACAAAAAGCUGAUCAUGUUCAUGCAUCUUGGCAGGACAAGAUGAACAGAAUACAUUGUAGAGACAACAUUCAAGGAUCCUACACAACUACUAGUGGGUUAGGUGUUCUCCCACCAUUAAAUACUAAUUGCAGAUAUAUGCCCAUUUCAAGCUUUAAACCUCAAGGAGCUUCUUCAGAUGGGCCCACGGCAGGCCCGACAUUACUUACUGGACAUUCAUUAUUAACAACUCCACUGGCCCAGCAGUAUCUGGGAACUCUGACCUCCACUUCCAAUUGUCUAAAUGUGCCUUUGACCUCAUGCCACUUGGGCAACACUUUGUCUUCUAAUAUGCAUAAUCUUGCAACUGGUUUGCCUGGUGCUAAUUUGCUCAUUGGAAAUAUUCAAGCAUUUGGGACUCACCUUGAUCCUAAAUUGGGGGCAAGGAUGUUAGACCCAGCUCAAUUCUACAGUGCACACACCAUACCUUUGGACUCGCAGUCUAUUAGCUACCAACCUUCUAGAAUUGGCAUGAUUGAUCAGUGGUCAGGUGGACAUCAAUUGAGAGAUGUUGGCCAUGUGCUGGUCCCGGAGGAAUUGAAGUUUCCAAACUCAUGUUGUGUUGGAAUAGCAUCGCAAACAUCACUCAGCAUGUUCAAUCCAACUGAACGGUGGAUGCAAGUCUCUAUUGGAGUUGUUAAUGUUACACUAAAUGGAGAGAAGAUGGAUACUUUUGCUCACCAGUGUUGGAUAUUCAAGAACAAAACCAUCAUUGGCCCUCAUGUUACUGAAGAUUUAAAAUUGAUGUUCCUUCCACGUCACUCUGGGAUUUUUCAAUGUGUAAUGUGUGUCUCCUCAUGUCCAGUCUCAGCAGAUGCCAAUACAAUUGCUAGAGCAGAAGCACUUGCUGUAAGGGUGAUUAUUACAGCUGUGGCAGAAGACCCAUUGAUUGAGGUUUUGGCCGGGAAAAGCAAAAGCUUGGAUUUUGGUGACAUGGUGCCUGGUGGUGAUAAAGUGCUCUCUCUCAAAUUGAUUAAUAGGACUCGCGCCACUGUUCCCAUUAGGCUUGUCAUCAGUGCAAACGCUGCUGCAUGGAGAUGUUUUACAUUCUCCAAAUCUGACACGUUAACCGAAAAUGCACCGCAGGCUGAGAGAAUCUCGCCAUUGGUGGCCCCAUCAGUCAUGAAUCAUGUGAUGCGAGCCAGCUAUGAUGGAGAGGAUCCUGAAAGUUUUGUUUUGUGGGUUCAUUUUCAUGCACCACAGAAAUAUAUCAGUAGUUCAGAUCCCUUAGGUACUGCUGAGGAUUACUUUGCAAGAGUUGAUAUAGAGGUUGACAGUCCUGGCCCCAGCAACGUUAUUAACAGUGUACCACUCUGUGCCAGAGUUGGAAUUGCUAGAAUACAUGCUCCUAAAGACCUGCAGACUCUCGUAAUGUGUGCUAAGCUUGGUAUGACAGCUAAACAAAUCCUCCCUCUAAAAAAUGCAGGAAAUAUCACUGCACAGCUCAAGAUUCAGACUGCAGAAUGCUGUUUUUUAGCAAAACCUGAAAAUCUUUUAAUUCAGCCUGGAGAAGAAUUGGAGGUUGUAGUUUCAUUUACUCCACAGGAUGCUCAAAGUGAGAUACAAAGCCAUUUGACUAUUCUGGUCCAGCCUUUUGGUCCCCAGUAUGAAGUUGGUUUGAAAGGAUUGCUUGGGAGACCUGAAUCAGUCCAGUCAAUCUCCUCAACUUCAAAUUCCUCGGUUGAUGUACCACCAAUUCUAUCCAACAAGCAAUUUAUGUCAUGGGGUGGCGUUUCUCUUGGAAGGACAGUUCAACAGAAGCUUAUUCUUAGAAACAAUUCUUCCUCUGUUACACAGCAGUUACGUUUGUUGAUCAAAGGUCAAGAUCAAGACUGCUUUCAGUUACAGAGCACAUUUGGUCCUGAAGAAAGACUAACAAGUAAUCGCGAGUUGAUGGUCUGCCCUAAAGAUGAUGUCUGUGUGCAUCUUUUGUUUGCACCAACCCGAGUCGCUUGCAUGUUGGCAAGGCUCGAAAUUAAGCAAUCUAGGAUACGUUCAACUCGACCAGGAGUAAAAUUCACAAUUCCACUUUCAGGUUAUGGAGGAACAAGCAACAUUAUAUUGGAAGAUGUCAAUAAACAACCAAGCAGCUAUGUGGUGAAUUUAAAUGAUAUCGCACCAGACAAAGUGAGCAAGAUAUCUUUCUGUAUGAGAAACACAGGCUCUCGGGCUGCUUACAUUAAGGCAGCUUGCUUCAUGGAUUCACAGAUGAAAACUUUUAUGACCACCGAUGUUAUAAGUAUUUCUCCAGCCCAAUUUGUACUCAAGGAACGGACUCGAGAGAUAAUUACAGUAACCUGCAAAUCCACUUUAAAAGAAUACCUUCACUGUAAAAUGGAUUCAGCAUUGCUUUGUACAAUUUGUUUCUUUUGCGGAGACGAGGUGGCACGCCAGCAGCUGAGAAGAGCACUUAGUCGGAAUCAUCAUGGAGUUGAACAGAUAGUUUGUGGAAACAGCCCACUUCGGAAGAUUAAUUUCAAUCAAAAGUUUUCUGGGGAAGAGUUCGUAUCAGAAGUUUAUGACAUACCAAAGAGGCCAAAUGACAUCCGGAUUUUCUAUGGAAAUCUGAAUAAGGUGAUACUCUCUGUCACUGGAAGUUCUGCAACUGAGAACACUGUUACAGAAGCCUUGAAUUCGUUUUCUUCAUCUCCUGUUAUGAGUGUUGGGUCAGAAAGUGUACUCGGAAGUUCAGAAAGAAAUUCAUCAAUUGCAUCUUUGGAUGUUCUUCCAGUGAGAGGACCGCAAGGUUCUCCACUAUCUUUGAAUGCUUCUAAUCAAAUGCUGAACCAGUCAACCAAACCAAAAUCAUCAUGGACUGUGCGGCCUGAAUAUUUAAUUCUUACUGUGCCAUCAGUUGAUGGAUCAGCGCAGACUGGACGUGUACAGAUUAUAAACCACUCCCCUAGGUCUUUGUCUUUUGAGCUGUCUUGGCCAGCACACUCCUUAACAGUGACACCCCAACAUGGAGUAGUUGAUCCAGAGAGCCACUUACUAAUUCUUGUGAGCCCAAAUCCUUCUCUUGCUGCUAAACCUUCUGCUGUACCAUGGAGUGGACAGAUCUAUGUGCACUGUGACAACAUACAGCAGUUAAUUAAAGUACAAAUUCGAGAAGAUGUUAUAAUGGACACUUCUGCAGCUGUAUUAAGCCCAACUGCAGUGCUAGAUACAGAACCUUGGACACCUAACCUUCAUCUGGCAAAGCCUCUGUUGAAGUCCCCUCCUACAAAACUAAAGAUAAAGAACAGAACUGUACAUUUUCCCUCAACAUCAGCUGGGUCUAGUUCAGAAUCAUUAUUGGAAAUUGAAAACGAUGGGGAAGAAACUGUGAAAUGGUUUCUAUCGUCAUUUGCACCUCCAUAUGUAAAGUGGGUGGAUGAGAGUGGAGACAUUUACAGAGCAACCUAUACAGUCUUCAGAUGCUCCAGAGUGUCUGGAACACUGCAGGCACACAGUAAUGAGAAGUUGCCGAUUAUCUUUAUGCCUCGAGAUAAGGGUGACUAUUCUCAGUUCUGGGAUUUGGAGUGUCGCCUGGCUGUCGAGCCACAUAUGAAGCACAAGAUUCAGUUUCAACUUCAUGGAGCGGGGACAAAAGCUAAAGGGGUCUCCAAGGAAACUGAUUCAGCCACUGAACUAGUGAAAACUGAAAUAGCAAUGAAAAGGAGGAAAUCCAUAUCGGAAAGAUUAACCAGAACGGGACAAGAACAGCCAGCUUACAAGGGUGUAUUUGCACCUGAGGAUUUAUACUCCUUCCCGGCAACACCUGUUGGGGAAUCAAGCACAUUAAAGGUUAAUUUACGUAAUAGUUCAUCUGUUGUGCACAUGCUGAAAUUUGUAAACCCCAGGGAGCCAUUUUAUAUCAAGCAUUCCAAUUAUUCAUUGCGUGCUCAACACUACAUCAAUCUACCUGUCCGGUUCAAACCAGAGUCAGACGGCAGAUUCGAGGCACUGCUCGUGAUACAAACCGAUACAUGUGGAAGUCUCCCUAUUCGACUUAUUGGUGAAGCUAUUAGAAAAGAAUGAACAAAAAUUAACUUGGUCAAAUUAAGUGCCUGGUUGAACUUUGAGACCCACUCUCGAGGAAAGGUUGUUCCACAGGAAACAGCAUUAAGUGGAAUCCUACAGCAACAAAUGGAAAAUGUACCUUUUAUGUACAACUCAUGUAUUUUGUAAGUGAAGAUAUUUAUAGACUGGUGCCUUUUUGAUUCAACAUCAGAUUGGCUCUUGAAAAGGAUGGAAAGUAUUUUGGUAGGUAUUUGUAGUAUACUAAAUAAAGGUGCCAGCUUGCUAUAGCAGGAACCUGUACACGUUUCUGCCCUUUCCUUCAGUAUUGUAUAACUUGAAUUAUUUUGCACAAGCUUUAUUUUUGUGGCCAUUUUGUAUACAUUGGAAUAGCUCUUUUAUGCUGUAUAUUUGAAAUAAAGUCAAUAUUGUAAAUUAA